Molecule: messenger RNA, 1917 nt
Organism: Seminavis robusta
Lineage: Eukaryota; Bacillariophyta; Bacillariophyceae; Naviculales; Naviculaceae
Source: the annotation of a GenBank genome assembly
UGGAGUCUCACCUUCAAUACUCUAAACCCCCUUAUACAUAUAACUGUGUGUCUGACUGCGGCGAUUGCGGGUGAUUGCGUGACGUGGUUGUGUUUGUGUUGUUGUUGUUGAACUCUCCUCCACUGGUUAAUAAAUAAAUGUACCGCACCCUUCAAACUAUCCCCAUUCCUAAUGAGCAAGCUACGCUUCUUUCAUUGUUCUUUGGUCGCGUCAAGGGUUCUGGCACUGCUCUGUCCUGGCAAACUGCAAGAUCCGAGCCCAUGGCCAUGCUAUGCAUGCAUACAGGCCCGUUUACUCUGGAGUAUUAGUACCUGGUAUCGUUGAGACGCUUCCAUCGCAGCCCUGGUCAGCUCUUGGUUGUUGUUGUUUAUGUAGUAGACUACCUCCACCCAACAGACUGAGGUAUAUCCAAGGGCAUCGUUUUCUGUGUCACACACGGUGACAUUCACUUUCUGCCAGGUUUCGGAUCCUUCAGUUGGUGCUCUUUCGCAGUGGAAUUUAUUUUAUUUGGUUGGGCUCGAUCGAGAGAAAGGAUUAUAAAUAAAUACAAGUACAAGUACAAGGCAAGAUGCACGUGCCAUUUGAAGCUGGAUUAGGAUGGAUCCACCUGGCGCACAAGAAUGCCGAUAUGCUUCUGCUGAUCUCCAUCGCUUCGCUGGGUUUGCUGCCUUUGGUAUCCAUCUACAUUAUCGAGACUGAAAAGUACGAGGAGACGGCAACACUGGCGUCGCCACGGACGACGUCGGAGUUUCUACGGUCGUCCAUGCGAUGCCUUGUUUAUAUGGCCAUUCUAUUUCCAUAUCUGCUGGCACUCCUUUCGACGUAUGUUUCCAUCCAACUAAUUCGAGGCCAGAGUCUUGAUGAGGAAGGCGAUGGAACGCAGUUUCCGUACGGAGAUGAAACUUCCCCAAAGGCAACAUGUAAUGGAGCUACCAUGUUUUGGUUGUACUACAGAAACACAAAGGUUCUGGAGGAAGAUGAUAGGGUCGUCUGCGACACUACGAAAGAAACAACAACAGCGACCAGUGCUACCGACACUCUUCCAGUCUGGUGGAAGCUACCCCUUCCAGAAUCUCAAAACACAAUCAUCUGUGAUCAGGAUGCUGCUGACCAUGGACCAGUGGCACUAGUAGAGGCAGACAAGAACUUUCGUCUGGUGACUGAAGAUUGUGCCAUUUGUAUGCAUCCAUAUCAUGCCGGUGAACGAAUUGUAUGGUCUUCCAAUCCCAGCUGCAUUCAUUGCUAUCACUUUGCUUGCCUCCAAGCUUGGAUGGAGCCCUGGGACGCUCGGUCAAAGCGUUGUCCGUGCUGCCGACAAUCCUUUGUAAAUCCGCAACAAUAAAUAGACGGGCGAUGAAGCCAUCGAUGCUUAUUAUUCAUGGAAUACACGCAUGUAUAAACGCACGCACGCACAGCAGCCUUUUGCGAGGUGGAUCCUGUUCUGCACAACAACCAAGCUGGACUCAUGGUGACCACCAAGGAGGGAUAUUGCGGCUGGACAACAACAACAACCCUUCUAUCCGACCCUUUGACAAACAACAAGAACAAAGCAGGGAGCUACCUACCGUACAGUAGUCAGCUACCGAAGGAGGGCAAGUUUAUUAAUGGUCCCAGGGUUUCUACCACCAAAGCGCACACCUUUGGUGCGAUAAGGAGAAUUAGUAGAUGUGCUAUGCUUUCUGCUCGCCGAUGAACACAAUUCAUGUCACAGGUUUGCCGUGAGUUGUAUGCAACUCCAAGGGUUCAGAGAACCCGUAUCGAUAGGGUCUUGUCAUGUCUCUUUCUCCAACCGAUCUACAAACUUGCUAGAGAGCGAUCACUCAUUUCUUGGGAAGCUGAAACUACGACAAGUGAGGGGGGACCGUUGCGCUGCCGCAUUCGAAGGAAUAUAAACAAUAUAAAUCUCGGUCUAUGUUC